Messenger RNA from Acomys russatus (golden spiny mouse), 732 nucleotides. RefSeq names its product cysteine-rich secretory protein 2-like. Gene Ontology annotation, cellular component: extracellular region. The record is from RefSeq and is a predicted model, not a curated record. NCBI's taxonomy places the organism in Eukaryota, Metazoa, Chordata, Mammalia, Rodentia, Muridae. Bases 1 to 732 code for a protein of 243 amino acids. The transcript has 7 exons.
AUGGCCUGUUUCCAGGUGACGCUGUUUCUCUUUGCUUUGCUGCUGCAAUCGUUGCCCACAGAAGGAAAGAAUCCAGAGUUUGCUUCUUUGAUAACCACCCAAAAAGAGAUCCAAAGAGAGAUUGUAAAUAAACACAAUGAACUGAGGAGAGCAGUUAGUCCUUCUGCCAGUAACAUGCUGAAAAUGGAAUGGAGCAUAGAAGCAACAACAAAUGCUCAAAAGUGGGCUAAUAAUUGUGUUUUAGAGCAUAGUAAUGCAGAAGAGCGGAAAAUCAAUAUAAGAUGUGGUGAGAAUCUCUAUAUGUCAAGUGACCCGACUUCCUGGCCAACUGUAAUUCAAAACUGGUAUGACGAAAAUCAAGAUUUUACUUAUGGUGUAGGAGCUAAACCCAAUGCAGCUGUUGGACACUACACUCAGAUUGUUUGGUAUUCAUCUUUCAAAGUUGGAUGUGGAGUUGCUUACUGUCCCAACCAAGAUACCCUAAAAUACUUCUAUGUUUGCCAAUACUGUCCUGCGGGUAACAAUGUGAUGAAAAAGACCACCCCUUACCAGCAAGGGGAACCUUGUGCUAGUUGUCCCAAUAACUGUGAAAAUGGACUAUGCACCAAUGGCUGUAAUUUUGAAGAUUUACUCAGUAACUGUGAAUCCUUGAAGAAUUCAGCAGGCUGUGAACAUAACCUGCUUAAGGAAAAGUGCCAGGCUACUUGCCUGUGUGAAGGCAAAAUUCACUAA